GAUAUCAAGUUAGACACAGGGUUUAGGAUUUUACAUGGAUGGUUGACAUCCAGCCUCGCGUCUUAAUAUAUAGAUGAUCACAAUGCAGUUACAUGCAUAUACAAAUACAUGUACAAAUACAAUACACUAGAGACUAUAUUUUACAAUGUACAUGCAUGGGCUGCUGCAUGAGGCCCAGACGAGGGACGUCAGCGACAACCCCGGACUGCAGCAGCUGCUACAGGAGCUCCACUACUUCGUGGAGGCCGACCUGGCCGAGGACGCCCUGACGAGCUCCACUACUUCAUCAUCCAGGACCAGCUCGAUGGCACCUGCUGUGCAGUGUCAGACCUGGGCGAUGACCUCCGCGGUCAUGCUCGCCAUGGUCGUCAUGCUCUUCGCCACGCCGUCGGUAACUGCCUUGCAUACUUUUUUUGUUCGCCGCCUAGCCAACAUGAUGCUGGUGGUGGUGCUGCCGCUGCCGCUGUUGCUCGUAACCCACGCAAUGCAACCAAGACUGAUAGUGCUGAUAAUGAUGAUACGGUUUACAAUCUGAAAUUCGAUAGACUGGCCAUGUCCAAGAAACUUAAGUCAGUGAUAGAGGACAUACUAGCUAACCUCGCGCGGCGGCACGCCGCGCCGGUCGACAGUUUAUAUUGUACAUACUGGUUUAUUUUGUUUAUUCGCUUCAUUUAUCAUACAUUAAUUAGAGAGCAAUAUUGGGUUGCAGCCACAAAUCGGUAGUAAUGAGAACGGCCGGCUAGCCGUUGUCCAUUAGUGCCGGCUCAAAACCAAACCGGCUCUAAUGUCUCUCAUAUUAGGUCCUUUUUCUAUUAGUGUUUGGGCGUGGCUUGCUGGGAUAGAGUCCGAAACAGCUAGACACAUU
This is a messenger RNA of Triticum dicoccoides, 865 nucleotides long. RefSeq lists its product as uncharacterized. NCBI's taxonomy places the organism in Eukaryota, Viridiplantae, Streptophyta, Magnoliopsida, Poales, Poaceae. The coding region runs from base 146 to 535 and encodes 129 amino acids. The transcript has a single exon. The record is from RefSeq and is a predicted model, not a curated record.